AUGCUGCCCUGCCUCACCCUGCUUCUCCUGACUGGGCUGGGGCUGUCCGUGUGCACUGCAGCAGGUGACAGUGGAGAAGAACAGACACUCGACCCUGAAGCAGAGUCCUGGGAAAGCCCUGUGCUCCGUGUUGACCUCCAGCUGCAGAAUGUGAAGAGGGGCAAGGCGAACCAGUUCUUUGGGCUGAUGGGGAAGCGGAUAGGAGGCAGAGAGGAUGAGGACCGUGGUUCAGAGUGA
Messenger RNA from Otolemur garnettii (small-eared galago), 237 nucleotides. It is a transcript of the gene TAC4, whose product is annotated as tachykinin 4. The transcript has 3 exons. Bases 1 to 237 code for a protein of 78 amino acids. The record is from RefSeq and is a predicted model, not a curated record. NCBI's taxonomy places the organism in Eukaryota, Metazoa, Chordata, Mammalia, Primates, Galagidae.